UCUUUCUUACUCGGCGUUCAAUAUUAAAAAGCCAAUGACAUUCUAUGCACUUGUACUGUAUUUUACAAGGAAAUCUCUCAGAAAACCUCAAUCAAACAAACCACAAGCCCAAAUCAUCAAUACUAAACCCCUUCAAAUACCCAUAUAUAGGUGGGAAAAAAUGACAUACCAUCUUUCAUCAUUCACCUAAACCUUCUUUUCCUACCAAUCAAUCACAUGUGUUGCAGAAACCGCUUCAUCGCCUGCACCUGCUGCAUAAUCAUCACCCUCUUCUUCAUGUUCAUAAUUUCCAUCAUCGUCUGCAUCUCACCCUCAAGUGUCAAGUUCCAUGUAACCGAUGCCUCCCUAACACAAUUCAACCUCACAAGCAACAACACUUUGUAUUACAACUUGAAGGUCAACGUCACAGUGAGAAACCCCAACAAGCACACCAUAGUGUACUAUAGGAGGAUCACAGUAAUUUCUUGGUACAAAGAUAAUGCUUUUGGUUGGGUGAGCUUAACACCCUUUGACCAAGGCCACAAGAACACAACCUUCCUUCAAGCAGUGUUUGAAGGGCAGAGGGUGAUUAAGCUCAAAUCUAAACAACUUGGUGAGUAUAAAGAUGAGACAAGUGUUGGGAUUUACAAGGACCUUGCUGUGGAUUUUGAUCUUAGAAUCAGAGCCAAGUAUGGAAAGUUCAAGAGUAGUCGUUUCAAUACACCCAUUGUUCAGUGUCGCCGAUUGAGGGUUCCUUUGAUUUCUAAUGGUAAAUCAGUACCUCCUUUUAGUGUCACCAGAUGCAAAAGUGCUUCUUUCUUCUCAGAUCGUGAUGCGCCUGAUGUUGAUGGAUAGGAGCUGCAGGCUGAUAUGAAACCUCUAUAAUCAGUUGACCAUGUCAGUUAAUCUGUACACAAUUUUUCCAUUAAAAAUAAUCUGCAGAGAGAUGUGUAAAGGUGUUACAUGGAUAUAUAUACACCAUAACAUAUAAAAACACUCUCAUGUAUGUUGUAUACAAAAAAUAAAGGAAAAUACUCAAUUUAUGUAUCAUUUUGAUUUUCUUAUGUUAUAUGAUAUUUCAGCUGGUUGUUGUUCA
Molecule: messenger RNA, 1075 nt
Organism: Glycine soja
Lineage: Eukaryota; Viridiplantae; Streptophyta; Magnoliopsida; Fabales; Fabaceae
Product: NDR1/HIN1-like protein 10
Exons: 1
Coding region: 217-834 (205 amino acids)
Biological process (GO): defense response to other organism
Source: RefSeq, a predicted model, not a curated record